Molecule: messenger RNA, 1456 nt
Organism: Paramecium pentaurelia
Lineage: Eukaryota; Ciliophora; Oligohymenophorea; Peniculida; Parameciidae
Source: the annotation of a GenBank genome assembly
AUGUUAAAGAAUAAUCAUAAUUAGGGGAUCUCAAAUUAAUUCUUGAAAAACUGGAAUAUUCCUUUUCUGUGUCUAAGUUUAUUAAAAGACCAAAAAGAAGCGUGGAUUAAGAGGGGAGUUUAUAUAUUUUAUUCAAUCGUUUAAAAAUUUGCUUUUUCAUUUAUUCUUAAGCAAUAUUUAUUUUUUUUUGUAUAUAUUAAGUGUAAUUUUUUAAUCAUUUUUAUAAAUCUUAAGAAAAAGGAUUAUAUAUUAUAUUGAGUAUUAAUAGAAUUAAGAUAAUAUAAAUUAGAGUGUGAAUGAAUAUAUAUUAGAUAUAAAAUGUUUAAAAAAUGGUUUUCGUAAGUUAAAAUGUUAGCAAGAUGAUCAUAAGGAUGAGAUAGAAACAGUUUGUUAUAACUAGUAUUGUACAGAAUUUAGAUUAAAUUGCUUUAAAUGUCUUAAGAAAAGUAGAAUCCAUCAUGAUCAUUUUGAUGAAAUUGAAAAGAUUAAUACAUUAAUGGAUUUUAUUGAAAGGAAAAAUCUAGAAUGUGAUAAUUUGAUUAAUGAUCUUAAUACAUAUGUAGAAAGUUUGAAUAAACCAUUUUCUUUAUUAAAAAUGGGAAUCAGAUAUAAAUAUUCAUUUUAAAAGGAAAGAUUGGUAAACUUGGAUUCAUUGUAAAUAAAUGAUUAUUUAAAUUCAACUAUCAAAUUCUUUGAAUAGAAAUAAUCAAUUACAACAAUCAUUUCAGAAUAGAUUAAGAAAUUAACUAAUUCAUUAAAUAAUUUAUAUUAAUAAUUAUAAUUAUCAUAAUUUAAUUAUUGUUAUAUUGAUGAUAAUUCUAUAAAAUUAUCUAAAGAUUUAUAUCAUAAAGGUAAUCAUAUUUUAUUAAUCUUUAGGUUAUGAUUUAUAUUUGGGAGAUAAAUAUGUCGAGGCGAUAUAACUAUUGGAUGAAUCAAUACAAUAUAAUCCUUAUAACCAUGAAUCUCUAUGGUGUAAAGGUGAAAUUAUAGUUAAUUAAUAGAUUAAUGCUUAUUAACUUAUUAUUAAAUUAAAUAUAAGAAAUUUAAAUAAAUAUGAGGAUGCAAUCAAUUGGUUGGACAAAGCAUUAGCUUAUAAUCCUAAGCAUGUUAAUUCCUUAAGUCUAAAAGGUAGAUUGAAUAAUAAUGAUAUUAAUAGGGAAUGCUUAUUAACUUAUCAUGAACUAAAUUAGAAUAAGAUUACUAAAAAAUAUAAUGAAUCUUUAUAAUUACUUGAUUAAGCACUGUCCAUCAAUCCGCAACAUAUAUUUUCUCUUUAAAGCAAAGGUAUUAUAUCAUUGUAUUUGUUAGGAGAUUGUUUAAAGGAGAUUAAUAACAAUUUAAAGAAGCUCUAAUUUAUUAUGAGAAAUCAUUAAAGAUUGAUCCUAAUAGUCAAUAUUCAAAAAACUAAAAGGGUAUGCUUAACGUAUUAAAUUAGAAUUUUGCUUAAAGAAAUUGA